Propithecus coquereli (Coquerel's sifaka) is the source of this 1115-nucleotide messenger RNA. Its product is annotated as PI-PLC X domain-containing protein 1-like. Gene Ontology annotation, biological process: lipid metabolic process. Gene Ontology annotation, molecular function: phosphoric diester hydrolase activity. The transcript has 8 exons. The record is from RefSeq and is a predicted model, not a curated record. Lineage: Eukaryota; Metazoa; Chordata; Mammalia; Primates; Indriidae. Bases 72 to 1115 code for a protein of 347 amino acids.
CCUCCGCAGAGCGCGGCCCGAUCUGCCGGAACCCAGCGUCCCGCCGCGGAAGGUUGCAGGAGCCGCCUGCGAUGGGCGGGCAGGUGAGCACGGGCAGCAGCGUCCCGAGCCGGCGCUGCGCGAGCGAAAACGCGGACUGGAUGUCGGCGCUGUGCCCCCGCCUCUGGGACGUGCCGCUGCACCACCUGUGCAUCCCCGGGAGCCACGACACCAUGACCUACUGCUUGGACAAGAGGUCGCCCAUCUCCCCGGCCCAGCCCCGGCUGCUGCGGCUGCUCAGCAAGGCUGUGCCCUGCGUCACGCUCCCCGUGGUGCUCAAGUGGUCUGUCACGCAGGCGUUGGACGUCACCGAGCAGCUGGACGCCGGCGUGCGGUACCUGGACCUGCGCAUCGCGCACAUGCUGGGGGGCUCGGAGAAGAACCUGCGCUUUGUGCACACGGUGUACACGACCGCACUGGUGGAGGACACCCUCACGGAAAUCUCGGAGUGGCUGGAGAAGCACCCCCGGGAGGUGGUCAUCCUGGCCUGCAGGAACUUCGAGGGGAUGACGGAGGACCUGCACGAGUACCUGGUCACCUGCAUCAAGAACAUCUUUGGGGACAUGCUCUGCCCCCGAGGGGAGGUGCCGACGCUGCGUCAGCUCUGGUCGCGGGAGCAGCAGGUCCUGGUCUCCUACGAGGACGAGAGCUCCGUGGGCCGGCACCGUGAGCUGUGGCCGGGCAUCCCCUACUGGUGGGGGAACAAGGUGAAGACAGAGGCGCUCAUCUGCUACCUGGAGUCCAUGAAGAGCUGCGGCCGCCCAGGUACCGAGGGGCUUCCCACGGGGCCAGAUUCCACGGCGCCGGGUGCGUGUAUCUGCUGCCCGGCCACGGAGAUCCGGCCUCGGCACCUCCUGUCUGCUCAGCGCUGGUGCCUGGUCCUCUGCGGGGCUCACCUGCUCCCGUCGACACUGCGCAGCUCUGCGCACGCCAACGUGGCCCGGCCCUCCUCCCCGCGGCAGACCGACUGCGCCUGCACCCCCUGCUCCGAAAGGUUCCUCGUCUUCGCCCAGCCCCAGUCAGAGCCCCAGUCCUCGGCCCCAGCAGGAUCUGAGCGGAACGAAGGCCCCACCUGA